Messenger RNA from Oreochromis aureus, 1541 nucleotides. Its product is annotated as RLA class II histocompatibility antigen, DP alpha-1 chain-like. NCBI's taxonomy places the organism in Eukaryota, Metazoa, Chordata, Actinopteri, Cichliformes, Cichlidae. The record is from RefSeq and is a predicted model, not a curated record. The coding region runs from base 76 to 795 and encodes 239 amino acids. Gene Ontology annotation, molecular function: MHC class II protein complex binding. Gene Ontology annotation, cellular component: MHC class II protein complex; membrane. The transcript is spliced from 4 exons. Gene Ontology annotation, biological process: positive regulation of T cell activation; peptide antigen assembly with MHC class II protein complex; immunoglobulin production involved in immunoglobulin-mediated immune response.
GUCCCUGUUCUGUGAUUGGCUGAUGUUUGUGUACGAGCUCGCAGACAUUCAGAGAGAGUCACAGAGCUCCUGCUGAUGACGAUAAAGAUGAAGGUGUGGGUGCUGCUCCUCGUCCUCUCUUCGGUCCUCUGUGUCUCUGCUGAUGGUCUCCACGAGACAAACUCCAUCAGUGGCUGUUCAGACACUGAUGGAGAGGAUGUGCUGAUCCUGGAUGAUGAGGUGGUCUGGUACGCAGACUUCAACAAACACACAGGUGUUGAUUCUCUGCCAGCCUUUGCAGAUCACCCACACUGGCAGGAAGGAAUGUAUGAAGAAGCUGUGACUAAUCAACAGAUCUGCAGACAAAACCUGAAGAUGGCUCGUUCAGCUAUGAAGGACUUCCCCAAAGAACUCGAUGCUCCUGACAGUGUGGAAAUCUACACUAUAGUAAAUGUGGAGAUUGGAGUCCAGAACACUCUGAUCUGUCAUGUGACUGGUUUCUAUCCUGCUCCUGUUAACGUCACCUGGAACAAGAACACCAAGAAAGUGGUUGAAGGAACCAGCAUCACUGUUCCCUUAUCCAACAAGGAUGGUACCUUCAGCCAGACGUCCAAACUGGACUUUGUUCCCAAGGGAGGAGAUGUGUACGUCUGCAUAGUGGAACAUGUGUCCUUGACCGCACCACUUACCAAAAUCUAUGAGGUGGACAACGUUGAACCCAUUCUGGGACCUGCAAUAUUUUGUGGAGUGGGUCUGACUGUCGGUGUCCUCGGCGUGGCAGCAGGAAUCUACCUCUUCAUCCGAGGAAGAAAGUGAUGCUGAAUGGUUGAUGCUAAUGUUUGAAUAGAUUUUGAGGUAGACACCAUCCUCUGAUGAACUGAUUUUUAUAUGAUGAAACAUCUGGAGGAAAACUGUGGCAGCUGGUCCGAAUGAUCUCAGACCCUCCUCGUCCUCACUGGGACUGAUUAUUGAUGUGAAACAGAGAGUUUUACAUCAUUAAAGAUUUACUGAGGAAACUUUGAUUUCAGUGUGUUUCUGAAUGUUUCUGUUGUGGAACGGUUUCAUGCUGUAUUUGGUGAGCUGAUUUUUCUUGUGUGCAGAAUGAAGAUGAAGCUCUUGACUUUUUGAAUUAAAAUAACUGAAUGUUUCUUUUUGACAUUAAAUUCAUUCUUUUUAUAAAGCAGAAAAAUUGAAAAAAAAAACCCAAAUAAAAAUCUGGUUUAAAGAAAGGCUAAAAAAAACCUCAGGCCUUAUCAGACUUCUAUUUCCAUUAAUUGUUUCAAAGUUCUUGUCCGGGAACCUGAAGAAAUUAAACCUGAUUACAUUUUAAGAAAAGACUCAAACAGGUCACUAACUGAGUAGAACCAAAUUCACAUGGUGAGGUGGUUCUGAGGCAAACUUCCUCAGAACCACCUCAGAAAGGAUGAAUUCAACACAAGUUAACAUUAAAUCCUACUUUGUUUUUUUCUUUUUUUUUUUAAUUUUUUUUAAAUUUUUUUUAAAUUUAUUUAUUUUAUUUUUUUUUAAAUCCUACUUUGAAUAAUAAACAGCGUGACAAUAAA